Corticium candelabrum is the source of this 3015-nucleotide messenger RNA. RefSeq lists its product as uncharacterized. NCBI's taxonomy places the organism in Eukaryota, Metazoa, Porifera, Homoscleromorpha, Homosclerophorida, Plakinidae. The coding region runs from base 77 to 2872 and encodes 931 amino acids. The record is from RefSeq and is a predicted model, not a curated record. The transcript has a single exon.
UUUACAUAGCAACCGCUCCGACGUUGACUCACAAGCUCUGUUACAUGCUAUGUAGCACACAAUCUGCUCUGUUGCAAUGUAUCUCUUUUAUUCGCUGUCUUGCAUUGUCUCGCUUGUCACGUUGACGUUUCUCGAGUUAACGUUGUCAGGCGUUGCCAUUUCCACGAUUUCCCACCCGAUAAAGGAGGUGGACGUAGUUCGUCUAAGAUAUCUUAUUCACGAUGCGUCGACUGGUUCGCCUACCUGCAUCUUGUUUCAAAAUGAGAAAAGUAGAGAUCAGGGGAACACAUCACGUGACCACAUGUCUGUUGAUCGUUUGGCUUCUCUGUGGCAAGAACUUCCAACGUCGCUGAAGUCGUGGCAGCUCGUCGUUCAUGUACACAAGGGUCGUAAUUUCGACGUUCCACCCGAUAGACUGCCUCUACUGAGAUGCUACCUCGCAGGUGGGCUUCACAAGGACACUGAUCUCAUCACAGAGUUACAUACACUGGUCACGUGGUUGAAAUCAGUAAAACGGUUACAUUAUAAAGUUAUGACGUCAUUGAAUCGGAUUUUGUGGUUAACAGUUGAGGACAUCUUGAGUGGAGAGAAACCUAUUCUCUUACUUUUCCAUGGAUUGUCAGUAUCUCAGUUGCUCAAUGGGAUCGGUUCAGUUCUACGAGAAGAAAACAUAGUGGAAGUGAUUGAUGUUUAUGGAACAAAUCAACAUGGAAGAAAACUUGCAGAGCAUUUUCAAAUAUUUCAUUUUCCUUCAGCUAUAGGAUUUAAUCCGAGUUAUCAGGAUAAAGCCACGCCCAUAUUGAGAUUAGAGGGAGACAUAGAAGUCAAUUUGAGGAGAAUACAGGUGUGGGCUGUUGUUGAAGCAAGUGAUGCCGAACACAUGAAAGGAAAUGAUCUUACAGAAAAAGUGUCAAUUGAGCAAAUGAAUGACCCUUUGGUUAUUUGUGUGUAUGGCACUUGGGUUCCUAAUGUCUUACAUUUUAUCACUGCAUUCGAACGAUCUGUUGAUACGUUUCACCAGUGGAAUGUGUCUCUCCAAUUUUCUCUUCUUGAUGUUGGCAAGAACAAACAACAGAUUAGUCAUUACUUUAAUUCUACAGUGUUGACUAAUCUUCCUGCACUCGCUGUCUUCUAUCUCCGUGGGAGUGGUCACCAUGUGACCAUCGAAAGUAACAUACUAUUAAAUGUUAGACCAACUCCUUGGACAGUCUACACAUUCGUCAAGUCAAUAUUGGGAGAUGCAUUGAAAUAUCACGAUGGAAACAUUGUGCAGUCUGUUCCAUGGUUUAAGACGGCCGAUGUUGAAGAGACUCCAUGUGAAACGGUACUGCAAAAUGGACUAGAUAUGUGUCUUGCUUCUGGUAAUGCAAGUGUAGCUGGUCAGCUGGAGGUAUUGGACUCUACUCUUGGUAUUAGUGACUCAACUUCCAUCGUAUCAAAACAUGAAAAUGUCAUUGCUUCAAAUCCACUAGCACAAGCAGUCAAACCUAAACGGAUACCUCCAGCAUCUCUUGGUAAGCAAGUAUCACGAACAUUACAACUUGGAAAGAUUGGAAAUAUCCCUCUAGUGACAACCAACACGUGGAACAUUGUACAACAAAUGGCUUUGACACCGCGAGGUGUUUACAGUAAAAUCAGUUCAAGUACAUACAACCAUCCUCCAUUGAUAUUGAUUGUAUUUAUACAGGAUGGAUGUGGCUAUUGCGAGACACUAAAGAGUGAUUUCAAUCAAUUGGCAAAAUCCAUCGAUUUUAUUCCCAGUGCAGGCAUGUUUAUUGUCAACUGUACAGCUGACGUGUCCCUAUGCCAGCAAGAGGACAUUUCGGGAUAUCCAUCUGUCUAUGUAUAUCGUGGCUUUUCUCAACCCUCUCGUUGUAUUGAGGUAUCUACGCGAUUAGUAGCAAAAAGAAUCCCGUACCAUGAUGUUCUUAGAGUGACCAGCAUUCUCGAGUGGCUGUCUGAUGUCUCAAUGGCCGCCGUCAAGUUUCAUGAUUCUGAAAUUGCAAAUGUAAAGGAAGGGAGUGUACAGCUCGUUGCAAUGUUGUACACUCAAUCUGCUGCUAGGAGAUACUUUCGUUCAUUGCGUGGUGGUUGGUUCCCUUAUCACUGUUUCGUUUCUGUGUGUGAGCGACUGCUAGGUCAGGCUGUAUGUUAUGCGUCGUAUACUCAAGAUGUUGGUGAUCGCACUCAAAGUGAUCUUAUUGUGUCAAACAUCACUCUGUUUCGAAGUGAUGGCAUCCAGGCCACUGUGUUUUCAACCGGACGAUCUCUAAGUUCAACGCUCAAUGACCAUUCUUCGUCUCCACUUCACAAUUUCCACACACCACAUCGUUACGAUAUCACUCCUACUCAAACAUGUGAACAAGACCGCAUCAAAUGCACAGACCUCCUCGUCCGGUAUGUUCGAGAUCACCGUAGACCACCGGUUAUGCCAAUAACAUCCAAAGUUUUCCAUGCCGAUGAAGACCUGCUUUCUAAUCUACCAGUCAUGAUUGCUCUAGCACACGAAUCAAACAUUACUGCAAACAGCAGUUUCUAUUCAGUAUUCUUACUGGUUGCCAAAAAAUUAUACAAUCAAAUGGUGUUCACAACUCUAAAUGUUGAUGUCUAUCCAAGUUGGGCAUCAAGGUUUGUGCCUGUUAACUUCUGGAGUUCCACAAAUUCAAACGAGGUGGUCAGGACGUUCUAUCCUAGGCUGUGCAUUGUGGAGGGGAAAGACCACACGCGAGCCGCAUUUUAUCCACCUAUUCAAGAUGAUGGAUACUUCAUUAAUAGCAAUGCAGAUACUUAUAAUGAGGAAAGAAUAGUUGAAUUUGUUAAGAAAUAUUUAGACGAGCCCAGCAGAUUUCUAGUAAGAACAGAACAUUUUUAGAUAAAAACGUUAGACGUCACAUCAUGCACAACGUGCCAUUAUCUGUACAUUAUCUAUGUCAUGAGUCCAACGAUUAGAAGAGAGUAAUUAUAAAUCUGCUCAUUGUGUGGUGAUUGGUUCCCUUAUCACUGUUUCAUUGCUGU